AUGGAAGUGAACUAUGUCGUUCCUCAUGAACAUGGCUUUUUCAGGCAUGCGGUCAGUCAUUAUGAGCCCCAAAUGAAGUUGAAAAGUUACUGUCGUACGGAAGUGGUGUUCGGUAUUGAAAGUACGAUUUGUUAUUGCCGUGACGACGAUUUCUGUAAUUCCUCACCACUACCGCCUUAUCUUACCACCUCCCUUUUGUGCACUCCAAUCCUAUUCCUUUUGCUCCUCUUCUUUCCAGCCUUAUGA
Molecule: messenger RNA, 246 nt
Organism: Haemonchus placei
Lineage: Eukaryota; Metazoa; Nematoda; Chromadorea; Rhabditida; Trichostrongylidae
Source: the annotation of a GenBank genome assembly